Molecule: messenger RNA, 2392 nt
Organism: Oncorhynchus kisutch (coho salmon)
Lineage: Eukaryota; Metazoa; Chordata; Actinopteri; Salmoniformes; Salmonidae
Product: netrin-1-like
Exons: 5
Coding region: 291-2237 (648 amino acids)
Biological process (GO): animal organ morphogenesis; tissue development; motor neuron axon guidance
Cellular component (GO): basement membrane
Source: RefSeq, a predicted model, not a curated record
UUUGUCUUAAUUAUCUAUCUGCAAAUUGUCCUCCAGACUGACUCGCCCUGCACUGUAGUAGGGCACUGUGCAGAUGUGAGUUGGAGUUGAAAGAAGCAGCGGGGUCUUGACGUCAGGACAGGACGCCCCCUUACUGAGGCGGGCCGCAGCGAGUUGGAUCCCCACUCCAUACGCACAGCACAAGGCGGACGAAUAACUGUCCACUUGUUGCGCCCCUAUAUUGAUUAAGACCGCAUGAGCCGUCACGAGCAAAGGGAGAUCAAACAUUGAGACGCACAUGGCUCGAUGACAUGAUGUUCCUGCCCUUCUCCCCUCUCCCCUCCUUGGCCCUCCCUUUUCUCCUACUUCUCCUCAUUUUCCUCCCUCCUUCCCUCCUUUCCCCUUCCCUCUCUCACUCCCCUCUGAGCUGGACCUCACCCCAUGACCCCUGCUACCACUUGGAUGGGCGUCCGCGACACUGCCUGUCGGAAUUCAUCAAUGCCGCUCACGGUGUCCCUGUCAGUACCACCCACUCCCUCCGAGGACCCCCCGACCAGAAAGCUGUUAACGUCAGCUCCCUCACGGACCUCCACAACCCCCACAACUUGACCUGCUGGACGGCCCAGCCCGGAGGCCUCGACGGCGGGGACUGGGUCCUCACCCUUCCCCUGGGCCGACGCUUCGAGGUCACCUACAUCAGCCUGCAGUUUUGCCAGCAGGGGGAGCCGUCAGACCCCGUCUCCUUAUCCGUGCUCAAGUCCAUGGACCACGGGCGCACCUGGAGGCCCAUGCAGCACUACUCCAGCGACUGCCCCGGAAAGUUUGGGCUCCAGGCCCAUACGGUGGCCCAGACCAGGCACCAGGAGACGGAGCCUCUGUGCUCAGACCCCCGGCCCCUGCAGAGGCACCGGGGAGGCAUGUUGCUGGCCUUCUCCACCCUAGAUGGAAGACCCUCCUCUCCUGACUUUGAUUACAGCCCCACCCUGCAGGACUGGGUGACGGCCACGGACAUACGGUUAGUGUUCCACGAGGUGACCCAGUCCCAGCAGACCAAGGUGGGGAGUUCGGAGGGGAAAAGGGGGGAAGGAGCGGGUGGGGGUGUUCUGAGGUGGAGGGCAGGGUCAAAGUACGAGGCUGUGGUGGGACAGGUGAAUAAGGUGAAUGGGGACACCAAUAAAUGGGGGUUUGUGGAGAAGGAGAAAAAAAAGACAGAAAAACGAAGGAGGAACGGAGGAAGAUACAACAAAGGGUCGGGGGAUCGGGGAGAGGACGGACACAACGUGACCCGGAAGGAGUCAGAAGGAGACACUAAGGAAAUAGACAUCUCCAAAAGAGGAAACGGAAACGGAAAAGGGCAUGGCCGCGAGAGGGAGAGGGGCCACCAUUGGAGUCCGUGUCAGGAAGGCAGCAUCUGUGGUUGGACAAUCGACAGCAAGCAGGGGAGAAUCAACAAGGGGCGGGAACUUCGGAGGAGGAGGAACAACCAGCAGAAAGUGAGAGCGAAUCGGAAUCUUGAGCUGGCUCCUCCCUCUCCAUUGAUCUCCACCCCCCCUGUCCGGCCCGCCCUGGCCCUCUCCGACCUGCAGGUGGGGGGCAGGUGUAAGUGUAACGGACAUGCCUCUCGGUGUCGUCGUGAUGAUGCGGGCCGGGCGGUGUGUGUGUGUGAGCACCACACAGCAGGUACGGACUGCGAUGUUUGUGAGGACUUCUACUACGACAGGCCCUGGCAACGAGCCACACCCAGUCAGCCACAACCGUGCGUCUCGUGUGAGUGUAACAGCCACUCCUCUAAGUGUCGGUUCAGCAUGGAGGUGUUCCAGCAGUCGGGCCGGCGCAGCGGGGGAGUAUGUCUGAAGUGUCGGCAUCACACAGCGGGGCGCCACUGCCAGUACUGCCAGAACGGAUACACCCGAGACCACAGCAAGCCCCCCACCCAUCGCAAGACCUGCCAACCGUGUCAGUGUCACCCUAUGGGUGCUGUGGGGCUCUGGUGUAACCAGACAUCGGGACAGUGUCUGUGUCGGGAUGGCGUGAUGGGACUGAGAUGCAACCGCUGCGCCCCUGGUUACAAACAGGGGCACUCCCCACUCCGCCCCUGCGUCCGAAUCCAGGAGGUAGCCCCCACAACACCUGUAUACCAGCCCCAGUACAGUAUAGGUGAGUGGAGUCACAAACCGAUGUGGCACAAUAAAUUGAACUGCAACAUCGGACCACAAUUUGGUCCCCAAAACGAGGUCCUGGAGCGCCUCAAGCACUGACACACCUGACUGAACUCAUUUAAGUCCUAAUGAGCAAUUAGAUCAGGUUUUAAGUGCUGGGCUGGAUUAAAACAGAAGCCUAUGUGCACCCUGUAACUCUUCUGGACUACGGUUGGUGACUGAUCACUUCACUAUUUGAUACAUACCUUGUUUGA